Messenger RNA from Elaeis guineensis (African oil palm), 1253 nucleotides. RefSeq lists its product as uncharacterized. Gene Ontology annotation, cellular component: ribosome. Gene Ontology annotation, biological process: translation. NCBI's taxonomy places the organism in Eukaryota, Viridiplantae, Streptophyta, Magnoliopsida, Arecales, Arecaceae. The record is from RefSeq and is a predicted model, not a curated record. Gene Ontology annotation, molecular function: structural constituent of ribosome.
GCAUUAUCCAAAAAUCAACCAAAAAGUGACUGCAACCCAACCCUCGUUAUCAUCUUCUUCCUAUCCGCCCGCUGCGCCAGAGCUGGGCGGUCCUCGAUGGCCGCCGCGACCUCCGCGAUACGCCUGCCGCUCCCGUCCUCCCACCCGGUCCACCCCCGGUUGUUUUCGGCUCACUCCACGAACCGGGUUCUCGUGGGAGUUCCCCGACCCGGCGUCCGUCUGAGCUCCCAGGCACGGCCGCCAACGGUGCGGGCCGCCGUCGCCGCCACUCCUCCACCACCUCAGACGACGUCGUCGACGGGCAUCGUUCUCGUGGACCGGUCGGAGGCCGAGAAGGUGAACCGGCUUAAGUCCGCCUAUCUCGAGAAGGUCGUCCCCCGCCUCAAAGAGGAGUUCAACUACAAGAACACCCACGAGGUUCCGAAGAUAGAGAAGAUAGUGGUGAAUUGUGGGAUGGGAGAUGCCGAGCAGAACUCCAAGGGUUUGGAGGCAACGAUGAAGGAUUUGGCGCUGAUAACGGGGCAGAGACCAGUGAAGACGAGGGCGAAGAAGUCCAUUGCUUCUUUCAAGCUCCGAGAGGGUGCUACUGUUGGUAUUGCGGUCACCCUUCGUGGUAAUGUAAUGUAUUCCUUUCUGGAUCGGCUCAUAAACCUGGGGCUCCCUAGGACCAGGGAUUUCCAAGGUGCCAACCCUAACAGUUUUGAUGGGCACGGGAAUUUUAGCAUCGGCUUGCGGGAUCAGAGUGUGUUUCCUGAGAUCAGGUAUGAAGCCCUUGGUAGGCAGAGGGGAAUGGACGUCUGCAUAACAACCACAGCAAAAACAGAUAAUGAGGGUCACAGAUUGCUUGCUCUCCUAGGCAUGCCAUUUAAAGAGGGUGGUGGCCCAACAGUGGUAAUUCGUAAGAAGAAGAGAAAGGCUCACCAUUUUGAAUCCAAGACUGGACGAAGAAGGUAAUAAGCAAAAGGGCACCCCAGUGGUUCCUUUUGCGCGUUUGCUCAAGAUGGGAGCUGAUCUGUUUGCUUCUUGGACGGUUAAAACAGUGAAUUUGUGUUGUAAAAUCAGAGGAAUUUUCAUGUAGAUAUUAAAUUUCUGUGCAAAACCUAUCUGUGUGCCUCUAUUUUAGGUUUGUCGUCGGAGUGGGGAGUUAAUCCAUUAGCUCUAUACAUAUUUUGCGUCUUUGGAGAACCAGAAAUUCAAUUGCUUGUUUUCUCCACUGUAAACAUUGUGAGAUUGUCUACCCAAAAAAAAAAAAA